Molecule: messenger RNA, 1446 nt
Organism: Acaulospora morrowiae
Lineage: Eukaryota; Fungi; Glomeromycota; Glomeromycetes; Diversisporales; Acaulosporaceae
Source: the annotation of a GenBank genome assembly
AUGUUUAACGUACUUGCUAGCGCUUUAAAGGGAAGAGAUGAUGAUGAGCAGGGAGAAGGAAGUGGUCCAAAUUCUGAUACCGAAAUUGAUCAUGAAACUGUUCUCAAUCAUCACAAGAAGAUUUAUGAAUCGGAAGAAGUUACAGAUCACUCUGAAAAAGAACUUGGUCAUGCGGCUGCUUUUGAAGCCUUUAAGAAAUUAAGUUCUGGUGAUUUGAAAGGGGUAGAUAAACAAGCCUUGAUUUCAAUGGCAAUGCAAGAAGGUAUGAAAAUCUGGCAAAAAAAGAAGUCCUCUGGAGAUGAUUCUGGUGAUAGUAAAGGUAUUACGAUAGAUAUUUCGUCAUGGGUCGAUUUUUUGCUUCGCUCAGUACCGACUGGACAUCAAAAUUCUCACACCACGAACACUACACUUCCUUUCCCACCACUUACAGAACAACAUAUAUUGAAUUGUGCAUUUUCCUCGUGGUAUUCCAAUUUUCGAACUGUCACUUUGAAAUCCAAGAUAAUUAGACCUUUGCCGGAAGAAUUUAUUGAAUAUUUGCAUGCGGAUGGAGUAUUCCUUCCUGAUCGAAAUUAUCUGGAGGGAAGUUAUAAUGCCGAAUACAGUGAGGACGACGAUGACGAUUUUAAUGAAGCAGGAGUAGAGUCGGUUGAAGAUGACGACGAAAAACCAUUGCCUAGUUUCCCGGGACUAGAACGAAGAAUUUGGCAGACAAUUGAAGAUUUUGAUGGAGCUAUCUUUCCGAAACUUAACUGGAGUUCGCCAAAGGAUGCCGCGUGGAUUUCUGCGACAAACACACUUAAGUGCACCACACCAUCGGACAUCUUUUUAUUGCUGAAGUCUUCGGACUUCAUAGCUCACGACCUUGAUCAUGCGUUCGACGAUUGUAUUUAUGACGGUCAGGAAGCGACGCGGAGACGAAGAAGGCCUGAUGCUUUUGAAUUGGUGUUGAGGAAAUGGUAUGAUGUGGCCCCUUCUUUGGAGUUCCGGUGUUUCGUGAGAAAUGAUAGGAUUGUUGGUAUAUCACAGCGCGAUCCAAAUUUUUAUCCUUUUUUGAACGAUAUAAAGGAAGAAUUGGAAACAAAAAUCAAGAAUUUUUUUGCCACAAAUAUACAAAAUAAAUUUCUGAACAAUGACUAUGUAUUUGAUACAUACGUGACGCGAAAUAGAGAUCGGGUGUGGUUAAUUGAUUUUAAUCCUUUUGGACCAAUGACCGAUAGUCUUUUGUACACAUGGGAUGAAAUAUUAACAGCAACCGAAUCUCCGACAUUUCGUAUUAUCACCUCGCAAACGGAAGCUAAUCAAUCGCGUAGCCAACCAUUUGUAGUCAAUCGUUAUCCGCGAGAAGUCUUUGAUUUUUCUCAAAACCAGACUGUUGCAGAAUUUGCUGAACGGUUUCAGCGCGAAUUGAUGAUUGCGGGAGAGGAAAGUAGUGAAGAGGAAUAA